This is a messenger RNA of Hypomesus transpacificus, 2794 nucleotides long. RefSeq lists its product as uncharacterized. The record is from RefSeq and is a predicted model, not a curated record. Lineage: Eukaryota; Metazoa; Chordata; Actinopteri; Osmeriformes; Osmeridae. The transcript is spliced from 7 exons. Bases 242 to 1774 code for a protein of 510 amino acids.
ACUGAUACAGCAGCACUAGUUGAUGUCGAGCACAGAUAGAACAUCAUGCCCUACUUGCAUGGUCUUAAUUCUAGCUAUCUACUAGCUUUUAUAGAUAGAUUGACGUAUUAGCUAUUGGGCUAGUUUCGCUAGCUAGCAAGUACUUGCUUCACUUGCUCAAUCUGAUUUGGCUAGGUAAUCUAGCCAUCUGACGACGAGGUCAAAACAGCACUGUGUGAAGUGUCAUUGCCAACAGUAGAGAAUGCUGGAAUCAAUUAAAGUAACUGAAAGGCUCCACUGGCCAGAGCUGGAGCUGUCGAAAAAGUACGUCCUGAGCCCCACGGACAAGCCUGUGAGCCCCAGCCAAGUGUGCCUGGAGAAGGUCUCGUCCAGCGUUCUCAAGGACCUCUUCACCACCGGGACCAGCAGCUUCAAUGUGCUGCUGCAAGCAGAGGAGGAGGACAGGCAGAGCCCAAAGCACUCCUCUUACAGGAGGACCGGAAGGUGUGUCUCCAUGUCUGGCAGGAAUGACAACCGCCGUCCAUCUCUCAACCCUCUGAUGCUGCAGAGCCAGGGAAGUGGGGACACCAGGCUGUCGCAUGUCUUCUCCCCAGGCAGCCUCUACGGUGGCACCAAGCCAGCGUCCACCAUCACCGUGCUGGGCAGCCCCAUUGGCCUGUCCCCUCGCCCCACAACUCGGACCAGGAAGUUCUGUGCCAGCUCGUCCCGCACCAAACUCCCCUCUCUGUCCAAAGCAGGAAUCCCCGCAGAGCGGGACAACUCCACCAAGAAGCUCUGCAUUCUUACCGCCAUCAAACCGUCCAAUGUGGAGAAGGAGAAGGCCAAGUUUUUCAAGUCAGGCUACACCUAUAACCCCCAGUUUGAGUACAGCAACCCUCUAUCUCCACCCGUCCUGGCUCGACACAACAAUGCCUCUGAUCGCUUUCUGACCCAGGCGGUUCGGAUCAUGGAGAUGGCCCUGCAGAAGUACGGCAACUAUGAGAGGUUUGAGCAGGCCACGGGGGGCAACCUGCUCACCAAGAGUCGCAUCUGGUACAGCGUCAAGAAGUACAUGGAGAAGGAGGGCUGCAUGGGGGAGAUAGUGGUCCACAUGACGGACGACCUCCUCUCCAGAGCCUCCAUGACGGUGGUGAACAGCCGGCCCACCCUCACCAUCAACAUCUCCACCGCCCGCGAGCACUGGCUGGAGGGCAUGCUCCGCCACGAGAUCGGCACACACUACUUCCGGGGGAUCAACAACAGCCAGCAGCCCUGGAGCACCAGCCUGGGCAGGAAGAAGUUCUGCCUGAAGCCCCUGAACCCCACGGAGGAGGGCCUGGCCAGCAUCCACAGCGUGCUGUACAGGAAGGACCCCACGCUGUGGCGCGCUGCCCUGCUCUACUACACCGUCUACCAGGCCAGCACCAUGUCCUUCUCCCAGCUCUUCAGCGACCUGGGCCGCUUCGUCCAGGACCCCGGCACGCGCUGGGACUACUGCGUCCGGGCCAAGAGGGGCCAGACGGACACCUCCCAGCCAGGCUGUUUCAGUAAGGACCAGGUGUACCUGGACGGCAUCCUCAAGAUCCUGAGAAACAGGGAGAAGAUUGACUUUCCUCUGCUGAUGGCCCUGGGAAAGGUGUCGUUCGAGGACGUGGAUCGGCUGAAAUCCCUGGGGCAGACGGAGCACGUGCGCAUUCCCCACUUCCUGCAGGACCAGGUGAGCUACGCCGAGCAGCUGGAGAAGAUCAUGGAGGUCAACCAGCUGACCGACGAGGAGCUGAGCCUCCUGCUGUGAGUCUCAGCAGAGACGGGGGGAGGACGGGGGGGGGGGGAGCUACUGAAACCUUAUUAAAGCCAGUGAAUUCUCCCACCAAGGACAGCCCUGCAUCUCUCCCCCUGUUCCCUCCACCAUCUUCUCCUUCGAGCAUGGUAGCUGUGGGACACGUGACCUGUGCAGACUACUGUAUUGUAUCGUGCUGUCGUGUCUGUGAAGUCUUUCUCUCUCGCUCCUCCACACCAAGUGUACUUCUCUUUCUGUCUCUCGCCCAAAGACAAAUGGAUUCCUCCACUUGACUUUACAAGGUUUUUCCUAGUGGUUGCUGUUGUUGUUGGUGUUCAGGGAAUAACAUGGAAACAGUCUGUGUGUUUGUCGAGACCGGGCUAUGCUGACGAGAGAGGUUCCUGGAGGGGCGUGUAUGAGAACUAGCUGUGAAGCACAAGUGGAUUGACCAAGGCAGUAUCUCUAUGCCUAGGGAAAGUACCAAUUUUCUAUACGUGUCAGCACUGUUCCUGAACACGGCUCAGAGGUAGGAAGGCUGAUGUGGAGUUGGAUUGAUUGAUUAUGUGUACCGUUGCAUUUCUAGAGAUGGAAGGCUAGUCUCUGGUCGACUGGGCUGUGUGCGGGAGUGGGUUCUUUCAGAGCUCUCCUUACGGCCACACUCCACAAACACAGACACUGUCUCACUAUUUGCACUUUUGAGCAUUUUCUGCCCUUUUUCAACUGCUCUCUUUCUGGCAGUUAUUUCUACAAACCUUUCCUGCAUUGAAGGAACAAUCCCAAACCCGAGUGUUUUUUUUUAAUGCACUGUUUAAGUAAUUAAAGCUCCCAUGGUCGAAAUGAUGGACACAUCUAACGUUCUUGCUUUUCAUACCUGUUUGAAAUCUGAGCACUGUGAUAUUUGGUAACUGUAACUGUUGACACUUUGUAGUUAGCAUGUGUGCUGCUACUUGACCGCUGAUACCCCCUGUGGUUUAAUCCCAUGUUAAGCACUGGUAUUUGGAUGUUGACGUGUCUGUAUUGUGAAUGCCUUCUCAU